AUGAUGGCGUCGAGUCGUGGUUUCAUCCGUCGCUCAGUCUUUCUCGCCACAGCUUUAGCCAGUAAACGUAGCACUGUACACACUGCUUCCGUAUCAUUCAAGGUUUUUCAGCAUUUACAGGUGGCGCGAACGUUCGCUCAAAAUCGUCUUCAAAGCACUCAGACGACUGCUGGAAAUGAAGAACGACCCCAAUCUGAAUCAUCGGUGGACCUAGAGCAGCGUAUUUUGGCUAAGACAAUGGACAAUGUACCAGUGCAUGGAUGGACCGUUGAAGCCUUAGCAGCUGGUGCCAUUGACCUUGGCUAUCCAUCUGUGGCCCACGGGAUGUUCUCUCGAGGAGCUAUUGAGCUUGUUGAUUAUUUUAUGGACACGUGUCUCAACAAGCUACGUGAGACACUAAUUAACAACACGGAGAAGCUGCAGGCUAUGACCGUAGCUGAACGCCUGAAAUUUGGCGUCCGCACGCGUUUAGAAAUGUUGGAGCCAGUGCUGGCGACCUGGCCGCAAGGUAUGGCAAUUGGUGCGUUUCCGCAAAAUGCACCUGGUACUGCAAAGAGACUGGCAAAGCUUUCGGAUGAAAUUUGGUAUUUUGCUGGUGACAAGUCUACGGACUUAUCGUGGUAUACAAAGCGAGCCAUUCUUUCGGCCAUUUACGCCAGCACCGAGCUAUUUAUGCUAAACGAUAAAUCACCGAAUCGUCAAGAGACCUGGGAAUUUCUAGAUCGUCGUGUGGAUGAAACGAUUUCACUCGGAGAACUUCCUCAGAACCUAAAUGAUGCACUGAUAAUGGCUAAUAUUGGCCUUCAAUCCGUCUUUUCCGCUGUGACAUCGCUCGCAGGUCCCUUGCAAGCUAAAAAUCUUUGGCCAGUACUUGCUUCUGACUCUUUCAAAAUGGCUCGAGUAAAGACUUCAUCAGCUGCUACAUGUGCUUCUGACAAGCGAUAA
Plasmopara halstedii is the source of this 945-nucleotide messenger RNA. Its product is annotated as rpsu-divergently transcribed protein. Lineage: Eukaryota; Oomycota; Peronosporomycetes; Peronosporales; Peronosporaceae. Bases 1 to 945 code for a protein of 314 amino acids. Gene Ontology annotation, molecular function: lipid binding. The record is from RefSeq and is a predicted model, not a curated record. The transcript is spliced from 3 exons. Gene Ontology annotation, biological process: ubiquinone biosynthetic process. Gene Ontology annotation, cellular component: mitochondrial inner membrane.